CUUAAAAUUUUAACUCUUAACUGCUGUCUAAGUUACUAGGCUAUCUAAGCUCUAGAUUCCUGCAGUAGCUGGAGAGGGGCAGAUUCCAUCAAAGGUGCUUCCCAGGGCGCAGCCAGAGCGAUGUGCGUGAGAAACUGAUUCGUCCUGCCCUUUUGGACAGAUCCCACCCCAUGCUUGGCUGGGUUAGUACGAACAGUCUGCUGAUGAGCCAUUUGAGAUGUUUGCUUCUAUGUACAAACCAGUUACACAGUGGAAUUUGAGAAGCCGCGCCAGUGCUCAGUAUCCGGGACUUCCUGGAAUCGUGGACACCUACCUGCAUGCAGAAAAACACGUGAAUGUCUCCCUUGGAUGUCCCGCCCCCCACCUACGAGCCACAGAUAAUGGAAGUGCCUCGCGAUAUGACGAAGGCGGAAAUGAAACGUUUCACAAGCGAUGCUGUUACAACUAAUCUAAGACUGGCGAGUUUAGCUGGUUUAUCCAUUGAAUGUUUCGUAUGAAAUAAGAGUUCAGCUCUACCUGGAGUGUUGAUAUGGAACGGGACACGGAUAUGGCGAGUGGGCCGUCAACCCCUUAUCUGGGGAAAUCUAAGUUGGACACGUUGUCUAAAGAAGACCUCAUUAAAUUUGCAAAGAAACAAAUGGCUGUAAUGCAAAAGUUAAAGGCAAAAUGUGCAGAUUUGGAAAAGCGAGUUGAAAUGCUAAAGGCUCUUCCCAGUGAGAAUUCAGAUGACACAGUAAUACAAGAGCUGACUGAGAGAAUGGAUGCUGUAUUGCUUGAGAAAGCUGAGACUCAACAGACCCUUGUGUUAUUGCGGAAGGAAAAUGAAAAGAUCAAAAUGCAGGCAGAAGAGUCAAUGGAAAACUUACUUCAACUUCAGGAGAAACUGGAUAAUGUAAACAAAGAGCACAUGGAAAAGAUAAAGAUUUUGGAAAAAGACUUUGAAAUCAGUGAAGCAAAACACAGAGAAGAACUGAAGCUUAUUAAACAAAUGGAAAGUGAAAAAAAUGAGAAUGAGGCAAUCCAAAGACAAAGACUAAUAGAAGAGUUUAAUUCUAAUAUUGAAACAGUUCGCCAGCAGUAUGAGAACCAGGUGCAUAACUUGCAACAUGAUCUGGAAUUUGCAAAAAAAGCACAUACCACUGAAAUUGAAGCUCGUGUGGAAACUCACCAGAUGGCUCUUGAAAAAUCUCAUGAAAACCUUAAAAAUUUACAGGAUGAGAUUUCCAGGCUGAGCAAACAGCAUGAAGACGAUAUCAGAGUCCUGGAAGAGCAGCUUGAGAUGAACGCUGCACAUUUUGAGAUGGAGAGGGAGCGGUUUCUGAGUGAGCUCUCGGAGCAGCAGGUGCUUAAGGAGAGUUACCUGCAGGACGUGGAAGAAGAGGAAGAGGAGGGUAACAGCAGGACCCAGAAGGCCUCGGGAAUUACGCAUACGUCAGACUCCUUAACGUUGGAGGAACCACAUGAGAGGCUAAGAUUGACACUACAGGAUUUGCAGUCCCAGAAUGCAAUGCUUCAGGAGGAGCUCAUAUUUCUCAGCAAUGUAAAAACUGAGCUGGAGAGCAACUUGAAACAUAUAAAAGAAGAGUUCAUGAUGGAAAGGGAAGAGCUAGAGUUUAAGAUUAAUGAACUGCAAAUGAUGAAAGGGGAUACAGACACUUGUCUGGAAAAGGAAGUUCAUGUCCUUAAUGAGCUAAAGACUGUAAGUCUUGACAAACAUGAGCAGGAGCUUCAAAAAUUACAAGAAUUACACAAAACAGAAAUGAAGGAGCUGGAGACUCGUGUGCUUUGUAAUGCUGAACAUGAAAAGGAAGCAAUUAUUCAAGAGUUAAAAGAGCUGCAGUACCGAUGUACAGUUCUUGAAGAGGAAAAAAAUAUUGUCAUCAGUGAAUAUGAGCACACAAAAGAAAUACUGUCAAAUCUUGAGUUGGAGCUGGGAGAUAGAACAGCUGACUUUGUGAACCAGUACAGUGCCAUGAAGGAGCAUGCAGCCAUGUCAAUUCAGGAACUGCAAGAAAAACUAUACGAGAAGGACAGUGUGAUAAAGAAUCUGAAGAGCGUAGCGCAAACAUCGGUCAACUCAUCAGACAAAUGUAAAGAGAUUCACAUCACCGUGGCCUCGGAUAAAGAGCACAGACUAGAAAACAUGAGAACAGAUCUAGAUCACAUGGUAGAGGAAUGUAAAUGUGGACAGAAGGACACUGUCCAACUCACCCUUAAGGUGCUGGAGGACCUGUUGUUGACUUUGGAAAGUGCCUUGGCAGAGAGGAGAAGUUUUAGGAGCUGUAUAGCUCAUUUGGAAGAACAGCUCUAUGAAAAAGAGCAGACAAAGAACUGUGAUGCCAUACUAACAGAACAGCUUCCGCUUCACCACACAGAGGAGCAAGUACCCGGCAGGGAGCUCCAGGCCGAGGCGUUGAUCACGCCAAAUGAGGCUUUGAUCAUGUCAACCGAGGAGCACACUGAAAUGCAGAUGCCGAAUGAGAUCAGCCUUCACGACAGUGAGCACCAUUCUGAGGAUGAGAGAACUGAGGGAGCGGCAGUCAAACUGCAUGAACAACCUCCAAAUGAAGUUGGAACACAAGGAACUAAGGAUGACUUGAAAACCAAAGAUGAUGUGAAAAGUCUCCACCAUAUGCUCAAUGAGAAGGAGGUCAUAAUAGUACAGUUAAAUGAAGAAAUUUCCCUUUUACAGGAAUUCAAGAUGUCUACCUGCAACAAAAAUAUGCAAAUAGAAAUCUUAGAAAAUGAAGUCAAAGAGAAAGACGAACGCAUGAACAAGAUCAAAGCUGUAGCUGUUAAAGCAAGGAAGGAACUGGAAAACAGCAAAAAAGAGGCAUCUGCUCUUAGAGAGGAGCUGGCGGCCGUACAGGCUGCACGAGAUAAACUGUCCGACUCUGUGAAGGGCAUCAUCCAAGGUGCAGAGGAGUACAAGAAUCUUAUGAUUAGUUAUGACAAGCAAACUGAACUAUUGGAUGAAGAGAAAGAGAAGCUGGUGGGAGCAGAGAAACUGGUUGAGGACUUGACCAAACGUUUACAGUCAGCUGUUGAACAGCAUAAGCAGCUGUCCUCUGAGAGAGAAGACAUGGUUGCUCAUAUUGAGACACUCCAAAGUAACGUUCGUCAGCUGGAAGCACAGGCACUGGAGAUGCAAAAGCUAAAAUCUGGGUUAGAGAAAGACCUGGAGGCAGAGAAGAUUACAAAAGAGCAAAAAACAAAGGACCACCAGUCUGCUGUUGCAGAUCUUGAGGAGACGCGAGCUUUACUGCAAAAACAGGAACAGCAGCUACAGCAAACUGAACAAGAGCUGGAACAGCUUAGGAAGGAUGCCCAACAGAGCACGUUGCUGGACAUGGAGAUGGCUGAUUACGAGCGGCUAGUCAAAGAGCUCAACGUCCAGCUCUUGGAGAAGGACAAACUGCUGGAGAAACAGGAGAACCUUGCCCAGGCUCAGAGAGACAGGGAGGAGAAACUGAGCCAGGAAAUGGAGUCUCUGAAAUCACUUGUGGAUAUCGGAGAAGAAAAAAACUCAAAGAUGAAACAACUGUUGGUGAAGACCAAGAAAGAUUUGGCAGAUGCCAAGAAGGAAGAAGCGUCUCAGAUGAUGAUCCAGUCUUCUCUGAAAGGAGAGCUAGAGGGUAGUCUGCAGCAGCUGGACGGCUAUAAGAUUCAGUGCAGUGAACUGCUGGCAGAUCGGCACAGGCUGCAGGAGCAGUUAAAGUCACUGAGUGACCAGCAUCUGAAGGCAGUCGGCACCUUCCAGUGCAACGUCAACACUCUGCAGGAACAGCUCAGUUCUACAAAGGCCGAACUCUGCUCGACAGUGUCUGAGUUUGAGGGUUAUAAGGUGCGGGUGCACAAUGUUCUCAAGCAGCAGAAAACCAAAAGUUCUGCUCCAUGUGAUGGAGAAUUUUCAAAACAGGAGAGGGAGCACAUGGACAGUAUGAUGGAGCAGCUGCGUUCAAAGCUCCAGGAGAACCAGCUCCAUCUGCAGAGCAGCACUGCAGAACUGCAGCAGCUGCAGACAGAGCACGACCUGCUCCUGGAGCGCCACAACAAGAUGCUUCAGCAGACCAUUGCAAAAGAGGCUGAGCUGAGGGAGAGGCUGCUGACCCUACAUUCAGAGAAUUCAGCGCUGAGAUCUGAGCACAGUCAGUCUGUGGCUCAGCUGACGGCACAAGCCGACGCCCUGCGCAGCAGCUUCCGUGAACAAGUGCACCAUCUACAGGAUGAACAGCGCAGCACAGUGGAGAUGCUGCAGCAGCAGAUAAGCAGGCUGGAGGCCCAGCUCUUCCAGCUGCAGAAGGAGCCCAGCAGCACAGGUUCAGCACCUGUGCAGCAAAUUCGGAAGUCUCUUCCAGACAGGAAGCUUGCAGACAUGGCUGUGUGUGAGCUGCAAAACAUGGCUCGAGAGGAGGGAGAAGGCAUGGAGACCGCAGAGGCAGAGCUGGUGUCCACUUCAGACAGCGCCCCACCCACACUGGAGCAGCUGCUCAGCUCCCCAGACCCCAAACAAGAGCCCUUUGUGUGGCAGGUGGAGCCCACUAAAGAUGAUCUGAGUCAGAGACUCAGUACUGCCACCCGCAGUUUGGAGCACAUGAACAGCCUCCUGCAUGAGAGUGAAGCCACUAACGCCGUCCUCAUGGAGCAGAUCAGUGUCCUGAAGAGCGAGCUACGGCGUCUGGAGCGGAACCAGGAGCGGGAGAAGUCUGUGGCGAACCUGGAGUACCUGAAGAAUGUGGUGCUACGCUUCAUGCUCCUGCCUGCGGGCAGUGAGAAACAGGCCCUGCUGCCCGUCAUCCACACGCUGCUGCAGCUCAGCCCUGACGAAAAGAGCAAGCUGGCAGCCAUCGCGCAAGGUGAAGAAGAGGCUGCACACUCUGGAAGGUCGGGUUGGACCUCAUACCUACACAGCUGGUCUGGAAUCAGAUAGGACAAAGCCUCAAGAUGGAUCCUAAUAUCAAACACACUCCACACUUACUUCACUCACACACACACACACACACACACACACACACACACACAGACAUCUGUUAAUAAAAUAACCGGUAGACUAUUUACAAAAAGAUUAUUUAGUGUGAAGGGUGAUGCUACAUCCUCUCUGAGUUAGUUAUGUGAAACAUUCACACUGUUUACAGGUUGCACAUAAUGACUUAUGACUCACAUUGUUCUGUUUUCUCCUGAAAGUCGUGAGCUGUUGUCUUUGUGAGCUGGGUUUUUUGUUUUGUUUUGUGUUUUUGUUUGUUUGUUUGUUUGAGAUAGACAUUUAAAUUAAAAACUCCCUGAAAAUUUCUUACUGUGAUGAAAUUCACUCCAGACAUAUUUACUUAACUACACCACCACCAGAUCCACUGAUUGUGCAUCUGAUCAAAAACGUCUUUUGGUCAAGUCUGUUAUUGUUAUGUUAAUAUAACAAAGCCUCUACCAUACAAUCUAAAACCUGGAACACAAAUCACAGAAAAGGGUCCACAAUCAAGUCUGAAGAAUUAAGAGUAUUUUUCACUUUUAAUUUAUUUAAGUUGUAUACCUUGUCAAUGUAAAUGCAUCAUGUCCUAUUUUAAUUAAACCAUCAAUGAAUCAUAGGGGGGUGCAGCAGAUUGUCAAUGCCAGUUUUACUUAAAUAUUGGUAAAAUUGGUAACCCUUUUGUAUCUGUUAUAGCAUUGUUGGUGCUGUCUGUGAAACUCCGUUUCCUGAAUAGCAUACUAUUUAUAUAACUAAGAUUAUUAAAUGUGACAGGAAACUUGAGUGGUAAUACAUGUGUGUAAUAUCCUGGCAGAGCAGGUAAAGCGCGGUGCUGGGAACACUGAGGUCACGGGUUUGAUUCCCAGUGUAUAAUCAUGAGUAGGUACAUUUUUCUGGAUUAGUGUGUCUGCCAAAUGUUCAAAGGACUGUCAAAGUGGUCUUCAUUUUUUUCUCAAGUCACAAUUUGACAAAUCUAUGCCUGGUGUCUGACACAGGUCAAGCCAUGUGAUUUGAGUCCUUCAUUUCUGAUGAAGCAGCACUUAGCCACAAAAGUGAGUCAAAUUGAAUUGAACUCAUCAAAAUAAAUCUUGCUCAAUUGUCCUAUAAGUACCUUUUCCAUUCAAUAACAAAUACAUGCAAUAAGGAAAAUGAGAUUGUAAUUAUUUUUUUAAAUGGUUUAAAAGUCAUAUGAGAUGUUGAGUGUUAUGAGAGAUCUCAUAUUAUGAGAUGUUGAGUGUAUGAAUGUUGAGAGGGAAUCAGUGAAAACUAAAUUUUCUUCACUUGCUGGAAUAUACAGUCUCAUAAUUCCCCUGUAGUUAAUUUCAUGUGUACAAGAAUGUUUAAUU
Messenger RNA from Electrophorus electricus (electric eel), 6306 nucleotides. RefSeq names its product RAN binding protein 2 (gene ranbp2). The record is from RefSeq and is a predicted model, not a curated record. Gene Ontology annotation, biological process: protein peptidyl-prolyl isomerization; late endosome to Golgi transport. Gene Ontology annotation, molecular function: protein binding; GTPase activator activity; peptidyl-prolyl cis-trans isomerase activity. Gene Ontology annotation, cellular component: cytoplasm; Golgi apparatus; nuclear pore. Lineage: Eukaryota; Metazoa; Chordata; Actinopteri; Gymnotiformes; Gymnotidae.